Syngnathoides biaculeatus (alligator pipefish) is the source of this 3706-nucleotide messenger RNA. RefSeq names its product piggyBac transposable element-derived protein 4-like. NCBI's taxonomy places the organism in Eukaryota, Metazoa, Chordata, Actinopteri, Syngnathiformes, Syngnathidae. Bases 341 to 2716 code for a protein of 791 amino acids. The record is from RefSeq and is a predicted model, not a curated record. The transcript is spliced from 9 exons.
AUUUCCGUUUGCGUCAUUUUGGGUGCGCCAUCAACCGGGCUUUAUCUCUGGUUCACUUGACUUCAUUUAUACCAGUGGAGGUUCCCCUGAGUGCAGUGACUGCCAGCUGUGAUCAAGAACCAGUGUGUGAAAACGGAGCAAUCAACCAAACGGCGACAACUGUGGCUGUAUCGUAUUAGCAGAGCCGAUCCAGCAGCCAAGUCAUUCCCUUACGUCCGGGUUUGCUCGGAGCAUUUUGUUCUUGUCAGGAUUGAACUCAACUCAUUCACUGCCAGUCAUUCCCUGACCAGGGAACCCCCACUCUCAGCAUUUAUGCCGCACACACACGCCAGGCAACGCGAUGAGUUCCGGUGUUAAGAAACUGAAAGUAAACGAGUUGAAGGACGAGCUCCAGCGCCGUGGGUUGGAUGCUAAAGGCCGUAAGGUGGACCUGUUGGAGCGACUCAAGGCGGCGCUCCAGGAGGAAAGCCUGGCUGAGUCAGCAAGCAGCGGAGGAGAUGAGAAGCAGGGCGAUGACGACUUCUCAGAUGAUGGGGAGGAUACUCUCGAGGAACAAGCAGUGUCUUUUGCACAAGUCGACGAUGACUCGCUGCUAGAGGAAGAUGAGGAUGGAGAUUUGGAUGGGUAUGACAAGGAAGAGGAGCCUGACCCUGAUGCCGAAUGCGAGCCUUACGGGAGUCAGCCAGUGACGGAUUCCGAUCACAGCAUGAAAUACUUCAGCGCCGCCACCGCUCUUUCACAAACUGGCAUCACAGAGCCAGUCAUCAAAUUUGAACUAGAGAAGGAGGAAAAUGUACAAGAAAUAAAAGAGGAGAUAAAAAUGGAGGACGCCCCAGAGGCGUGUGGAAACGCUGGGCGAGAGGUCCGCGGAGCAGAGACGAAACGUGGACAAAAUGGUUACAGUCUUGGAGAACGGGUGACGGUGGAGUCCAAGAAAAGUGGACACCAUGACAGAAAACGACCACACGAGGAGAGCAGGGGCUACAUCUACUAUGAGCAUUGUGAGAAGAAGAGAUCUUGCACCAUGCAGAGAUCCCACUCAAGUGACCAGUCUGAAGAUGAAAGUCCUGCAUCAAGCAGAGGUCCCACCCCGAUUCCUGUUAGCAGUGAUGAAGAAGGUCGGCCAUGGAGGACAGAUGAUGGGGAAUAUUGUGACUGGUAUGAAACUGACUGGCAGCCUAAUAAAUUCUGCUUCACUGCCACUCCUGGACCCCGAAGUGCUGCUGCAGAAAUGGAUUCCAAUCUGCCAUCUGACUUUCUGGAGCUGUUCUUAACCGACGAGCUGCUCCAACGCAUUGCGGAUCAGACCAACCUGUAUGCGACUCAGUAUUUUCAAGCACAGUCUGAGAGGUUGCCACAAAGCAGAGUUCAUGCGUGGAAACCGGUGUCAGUCCCAGAGCUGAAAACUUUCUUUGGACUCACGUUUCUCACCAGUUAUGUUAAAAAGCCAAGCAUUGCACUCUACUGGAGUGUGGAUGAGGUAGACUCAACACCUCAUUUCAGCCAGACUAUGUCAAGGAACAGAUUUCAGAUUAUCUGGCAAUUCCUUCAAUACAACGAUCAUGAAUCACAGCAUGAUGCUGACAAAUUGUACAAAAUCCGCCCAGUGUUUGAAUACAUUGUGGAAAAGUUCAAGGAGAUGUAUCAACCGGGGCAAAAUAUUUGCAUUGAUGAGGGUAUGAUGCUGUGGCGAGGGCGUGUAUCUUUCAGAGUGUACAACCCAAAAAAGCCUGUGAAAUAUGGAAUCAAAUCCUACAUACUGUGUGACUCCGCCACAGGGUACUGCUUCAAUAUGCAGCCUGAUAUUGGAGAAGCUCGUACUACGUCGGAGAUAGUUUUCUCUCUACUUGAUCGUCUGGCAGGUCAUGGUUAUACGUUAUAUAUGGAUGAUUCCUACAAUUCUGUAGCACUGUGUGAGCUUUUACUGGGAGCAGACACCAAUGUCUGUGGGACAUUGAGGAAGAAUAGGGGGGAACCUAAGAUCUUUAGAGAGAUGACAAAGUAUGAGUUGGCGGUGGGGGAAAAAGUUGUGCGACACAAUGAGAGAGUGAUGGUAGUAGCCUGGCAGGACAAGCAGUUACUGAGAAUGGUGACAACUUGCCACCAAGAUAGGAUGCAGAAGGUUAAGGUUUUGCAGAAGGGACACAAAGAUGAAGGUUGUCAUUUCAAGCCACAGUGUGUUGUUGCAUUCAACUCUUCCAUGCACGGAGUGGAUAGGCUCGACCAAAACAUUGCAUACUACCCUUUUGUCCGAAGGUCACAUAAGUGGUCCAAAAAGUUUGUAGCCUAUCUCUUUCAACUUUGUAUGUUUAAUGCCUAUGUCCUCUACAGAGCCAGAAACCCAGGGGAGUUUAAAACCCUCUUGGAGUUCAUUCGCAGUGUAGUGAAGUCAUGGACUGUAAAGCGACAUGUGGGGCUGCAGGUAAAAAAGGAUAAAGAAGUUGCAGUUGAGGAAGAUUUGGAAGGAGGUCGGCGCUCUACGAGGGCACCAUAUAAAACUGACCCAGACAGCAGGCUCGAUGGACAGCUUGGCAAACACAGACUCGAAUACCUGAUGCCGGUCGGGAAAAAAUUAAAGCCGACAAGGAGGUGUAGGGUCUGCGCACGUAGGGGCAAGCGCAGAGAUACCAGAAUGUGGUGCACUUCCUGUUGUGUCCCCUUGCAUCCUGGAGAAUGUUUCACAGAUUACCACACUAAAAUGAACUAUUCUAUAUAAGGGUGAAAAAACAAGUCUUUUUUUUUAAGAUGUGGCAGAAUACAUAGUAAUGCUUUCCCAAAAGUUUUUUGGGGAGGAGCCAUGUGUAAAAAAAAAAUUGUACAUUGUUACAUAUGUAAAUAAAUUGUUCCAUUGAAAGCCUUUAGCGUUGUUUUUGUUGUUUUAUAAAUGAAACUAGUGUUCUGAUGUUUACAGGUGUCACUUUUGUGAAAAAUAUUGUUGUCAAACUCACUCUACCCUACCUUGUCCUGGGUGUGGAGUCAAAAGUUUUGUUGAAACCAAACAUAUAAUGUAGGCGUUGUAAUCAAUCCAGCAGUGAUGGGCAUGGCAAUUCAUUAGCGUGUACUUUUAAAAAGAUCAGUUAAUCGAAUCAAGUUCUUUUUCACAGAAUAUUUAACUGUCUAAUCAUUCAGUUCAUGAAAUGGACUUGAAGAUAGCAUUUGACUGUGUCGCUCGGGGAGUCAUGUGGGGGGUUCUUUGGGAGAAUGCGGUACCGAACCCUCUGAUAGAGGCUCGUCGGUCUGACCAGUGUCAGAGUGCGGUCCGCAUUUCUGGCAGUAAAUUGUAAUAAUUUCCGAUGAGAGUUGUACUCCGCCGAGGCUGGACUUGAUCCCCAAUUCUGUUCAUAUUUUUUAUAGAGGCCAGCGACAUGACGUCACAGUCACGUGAUUUAUAGGCCUCGUGCCAUAUUGGAAGACAAGCAAGUGGACCGGCGGCCGUAUCUCCAAGCACCAGUGACCCCAUUAUUUUUUUUCAAAACUUCCACAAAGCAACCAGCCUCCAAGUAUUCUUAACUUCUGUGCGGUUUUUGGCUGCUCCAACAGAGCAGGGCCUGACUUAAACAAGUCACAAGUCAAACUAAAAAAACUUUCUUCUCACCAUCAAAGGGAUUGGUUGGCAGCAUUAUCCAGAGCAGAUGUAAACACUGCUAAUCUGUCCCAAUAUUGUCUCUGCUCAGAUCAUUUUGCCACUGGUAAGUGUUUUUUGUCA